UUUUAAUGAGCUUACUUUUAAAUAAAGAAUAUUUUGGCUGAAAUGUUCGUGUAUGCCAAAAAUAGGUUAACAUAGUGAAAUAAAAGUUAGACACAUAGAAAUGUGACGUUAUCGUGAGCUAAUGAGAACGCGCCGGUGCUAGGGGGCGUGGACGGUAGAUAUCAACAUCCAAACCGAGUGGGCAACAUUUUCAAUUUUGUCGUUUUGAGAGUACUUACUCUGAUACUGGGGAUAAUGAAACAAAUCUUAAAUGAUUCUCUUUGUCACUAAUCUGAUCGAUAAUGACAAAUAAUAAGUUUUUGUUGAUUGGCAAAUAAGUUUGCGUUUGUUAAUAACCUAACUUUUUUACCGACCCUCAUGAGUAAUUUACACAACUUGUUAAAAUUUAUAACGCACACACCGGAAGUGUAUUAGCAACACAAGACAAGAGACGAGAAAGUCGAAAGUUGGAUGAAAGUUGUGAAUCAUUUCAGUCUGUGUUUGGGACAGGACUGUUAAUUUUUGUAGCAAAUAGUGAAUUUAUAUGCUCUUUUUUUCUAAAUUAUAACAUUUAUUUGGUUUUUAGAUAAAUAAAUAUGUGACGACAUGGAGAAAUAUUUUAAUUUUAAAAACAAAUCGAAGCAAAAUAGUGUUUACUUUUGCCGAGCAUUUGACAGGGUUGAUAUAAAUUGGAAAUGAUUUUUCUGUUGUGUAAAAAGAUACAGUAGAAGAUGUUGGUAUAUUUGAAGAAAUGUGGUUACAGACGCAUGUCACAUGUCACAAAUAUGAAAUAUUGCACGGAUAAUUUAAGUAAACAUGCUAUGGUUUAAGGGUUUAAUUUGAAAUGGCAAGUUCUAAGAAAUCCCUAACAGAUAAAUUUACCAUGGAGUCAAAACAAAAAUCUCCUGGGAAAAAAUCGAAGAAAGGGUCAAAAAUUUCAAAGUCACUAUCAAGGGAACUGUCUGGUUCAUCAUCUCCAGUAAGUGGAAAGAGGAAAGCUCAGAAAUCUUCUAGUGAUUCUUUAGUAGUAAGCAAAUCUAAGGAAGAGUAUUCAAGUGGUGUACUUGACACAGGUGCUUCAGUUGAAGGCUCUGCAGUGCAAGACAAAGGUCAUGAAUUAGCUGCAUCCAGAGAUAAAACUCCUGAGCCAAUGGAUAUAGAUACAGAAAAGCAUGUACAUAUUGAGAAGUUGGAUACAUCAUUAGAAGCCAAGUGGAUCAAACCAGAUGAUGAUGCUGUAUUUUUUGCAACACCUGAGACCCCUAAAGCAUCAUCACAGAUUUCUAAUACUACAACAUCAAUCAAGCCACCAAUGUUGAGAUCAUCUUCUGAAUCUCUAUCAAGUAAAGUAAAUAAUCCAAGAAGUGGAGAUGGUUAUUCACCAUCAAACAGAAGGAAGCAUUCAGCAUCUGCAGUUGAAGCUUUGAAAAAGUCUGUAUCUCUUGUAUCUUCCAAUUACAGUACAGACUCCCUGGCAAGUGAAAUGGAGUCCUACAAACUUGGAGGCUCAAGAAGCUCAAGUGCUAGUGACAUUGACACACUACGACACUCUGACAACAAUAGCUGUGAAGAAAUUAACAUCGGGGAAUGUAGUUCAACAAGCACUCCUAUAAAGUUUGGUUUGUUUGAUGAGCAUAAGGAUACUCCUGCAACAGUUGUGAGAAAACCUCCAAAAUUUAGUCUUAUCAGAGAAGCUGCUUCAGAAGACUUUGACAGCUUAUCCCUGUCAUCAGACUACUCUCCAACUGCAACUACAACAAGUUUAAAAAGUUUUGAUGGACGAAAUCGCAUUGAUGAUUUUAGUGAUGAGAGUGAUUCGUCUAGGAUGAAAGAGAGUUCAGAGUUUAGUGAUGACCCAGAUUACCAUAGUCAUGUCCACUUUGUACCACUCAACAAGCAGCUUCAAAUUGUUACUUCUAUGGAUAGACUAAUGGACAGUAGAAGUCCCAGAAGACGCUCGCACUCACCACCCAAGUCCAAUGAUCAGGGUUUACACCAUCAUCUGCCAGCAAGAUUACAGUUUGUAGACUUUAUGAGAUCCAAUGGUCUGUCAACCUACCUGUACUACCUGCCCGCUGAUAUGACACUAGAAAAGUUCAG
Ruditapes philippinarum (Manila clam) is the source of this 2079-nucleotide messenger RNA. RefSeq lists its product as uncharacterized. The record is from RefSeq and is a predicted model, not a curated record. NCBI's taxonomy places the organism in Eukaryota, Metazoa, Mollusca, Bivalvia, Venerida, Veneridae.